This is a messenger RNA of Closterium sp. Naga37s-1, 1620 nucleotides long. Lineage: Eukaryota; Viridiplantae; Streptophyta; Zygnematophyceae; Desmidiales; Closteriaceae. The record is from the annotation of a GenBank genome assembly.
AUGGCGGAAAGCACCGCCGCCGCGCCUGCUGAUGCCGCCGCCGCACCUGACGCCGCAGCUGCCGCCGCACCUGCCGCUGAUGCAGCGACCGAUUCGGCCCCUGCAGCGAGCACAUCAAGCGGCGGUGACAGCAGCAGCGGGACCGGCGGGACGGAUAGCAGCGGGACCAGCGGGACGGGUAGCAGCGGGAGCAGCGGCACGGCGACGAGAACUAGUUUCGCGCCGUCGUUCAACGAGACUUCCACGGCGUCGGAGGGCUCGUACUCCCUAGAUGCGGCGCGGUGGGUGUGGCCCACGGCGAACGACCCCAACGCGGAGAACCUCAUCCACUCCAUCCUCUCCAGCUGGUGCGGGGAGACGUACGUGGAUGCGGUGAAGGACGCGUCGACGCGCGCGGGGCAGUUCGACCGCCUGCGCAGCGAGCGCGACCAGCGCUACGCGGAGUGGCUGCGCUGCAACCAGGAGCGCAGCAUCCGCGAACGAGAGCUGGAGAUGGAGUGCGAGCGCGAGCGGCAGGUGGUGGCGAGCGCGUUCGACCGCGAGCGCGUGGGCAUCCGCGCGGAGUGCGACACGGACGCCAACGCCAUCCGCGCCGAGCUCGAGCACUGCGAGAUCCGGCUGAAGAAGAAAGGCGCGGGCAGCUGUCAGAAGGACGUGGCAGCGGAGCGGUCGGCGUGCGAGCAGGCGAAGCGGGGCCUGCAGGAGGAGCUGGAGGCGUGCGAGGCGACGGGGCGCGUGGCGAACGUGAGCCGCGUGGUGGCGCUGGAGCAGGCCGCCGUGCACGCCGGGGAGGAGCGCGUCGCAUGGACGGCCGAGAGGAAGACGCUCGUUGCCGAGGUGCACGAGUGCAGGCCGGCGCAGGUGAGGGCGCAGAGGCGGCUGAACGAGGUGUUGACGGACGGCAAGGUGCAGUCGCUGGAGAAGAAGGUGACGCUGCUGCAGACCGUCAUGCUCUCGCUCUUCCUCGUGCUCGGCCUCACUGGUGGCGGCAUCACCGUGCUCUUCAUGCGCGAGAAGCCGGGUGGCGUGGAGGGUGGGUACGGGUGGAUACCGGUGAUGGCACCGGCGCGGCUGCGGCUGGUGGACGCGGAGGGCGCCAAGGACCUGCUCGUGGACGCAUUCGAGGGCGGCAAGGGGUCCCGCCUCGCCAUCGUGCUCGCCACUGAUGUUGACUUCGGCAGAGAGCGAGGAGACGACCCCCCCACGGUGUACCUGCUGGUGCCCAUCAACAUCACCAGCUCGCGCCGCUUCUCUCUCUUCAACCAGGGCGGCGAUUACACCCACCACGUGGAGCGCGCUCAGGAAAUAGUGAACCGGCAGGCACCGAAUGCGCGGUUGGUGGUGGUGCUGUACGAGGCGGGUGGGUGUGUGUUCACAGAGGCCACGCUGCAGAGCCUACGUCUUACUGCUGACAAGAUUGCCUUUGAGGCGGUGCCCACGGACGCGGAGUUCCCCACCAGCGACCACCUGGUGCUGCUCUGGCUCGACAAGCACGAGGGGUUGCGUGCAUCUGACAGCGCGCAGGAGUCCGAUUUAACGGCUGACAUCAAGUCGCAGCCGUGGGCCCAGUACCUGCUCAUGCGCUCGGGCCGCUGGGGCCAGGUGCACGCCCAAUUGUGA